Molecule: messenger RNA, 1537 nt
Organism: Didymodactylos carnosus
Lineage: Eukaryota; Metazoa; Rotifera; Eurotatoria; Philodinida; Philodinidae
Source: the annotation of a GenBank genome assembly
AUGGAGGAGACGAAAAGAGUUGAGCAACAAUUCUCAAAGGAAAAUUUUCAACAGAAUUAUUUAAAUACACAACAACAGAAACAUGAAUCGAAUAAAACAAUAAAACCGUGUGGUUUGACAAUAGCUGUUGCAUCUUAUGCACAACAACGUAUUUGGUUACAUGAAAAAUUAUAUUUUCAAUCGUCGGAUAAAUUUCAUUCAGUUUAUAAUUUACCAAUUAUAUUUAAAAUCAAAUGUGGAAAAGUAUCAAUUCAGCGUCUACGUAUGGCUCUGUUAAAUAUUAUUUAUAAAUAUUCAGUACUUCGAACAUCCGUUAAAUAUAAUUCAAAUAAAAAUCAAUUAGAACAAAAUAUAAAAUCAAUGUCAAUACCAUUGGGUACUACUAGAGAUGCAGAUGAUUAUUAUCAAUUUCAGUUAAGUAAAAUAGAUCAAGAGGAUGAGUUAAAAAUUCUUUUAUUAAAUGAAAAGAAAAUGAAAUGUUUUGACAUAGAAAAUGGAAUUGUUUUCAGAUGUCAUUUAAUUAAAUAUCAUAAAGAUGACAAUAAUAACGACAGUGAUUCAUUAUAUCAUGAUGAUUUUAUUAUAUUCAACUAUCAUCAUAUUGUAGGAGAUAUCACAUCGUACAAACCAUUUAUUACUGCUUUACAGAAUGCUUAUGAAAACUGUCAAAAUAUAAAUGAUGAAAUUCCUUUACAAUACAUUGAUUAUACAAUAUAUGAACAACAACUAUUUGAUUCAUCAUCAUCUGAUAUCAAUAAUGCUUGUUUAUUUUGGAAACAAUUAUUAAAUGAAUAUGAUUUUAAUAAACAACAAUUACAAUUACCAUAUGAUUAUCAUCUAAAUUCAUUACAACGUUCAGGUUACAGUUCAUUCAUUCGAAUAGAACUGGAUUUAGAAUUAGUUGAACAAAUGAUUAAUUAUAAACAAUUAAUGAAUAUAUCUUUUUUCCAGUUAUGUCUAACAUGUUACUAUCUAUUAAUUUAUAAAAUGACACAAGAGAAAGAUUUAUGUAUUGGAAUUGCUGUAGCAAAUCGUUAUCGUUCAGAAUUACAAUCAAUGUUAGGUAUGUUUGUUAAUCUAUUACCUUAUCGUUAUCAAUUGAAUCCAUCAGAAACAUUUUCAAACAUUCUGGGACAAGUAAAACAACGAUGCUUAGAUAUUUUACAAUAUUCAUAUUUACCUUAUCAAAAAAUUAUUGCUUUACAUCGUCACGAACAACAAUCAUCAUCAUCACAAACACAAUUGAUUCAAACAACAGUUCAAGUUGCACCAUCAUAUACCCAAAUUGAUGUAAUUUUGGAUAAUAAUGAUACAGUACUUAUGAAAUUGAAUGAUGAACAAGACAAUAGUGUAAUACAAUUUGAUCUAUCUUUAUCAAUAUCAUAUAAUCAACAAAGUAAAUGUAUAAGCUGUUCCUUUGAAUACUCUCAAGAUGUAUUCAAACAUUCAACCAUUGAAACAAUGUCACAACGAUUCCAUUCAAUCUUAAAACAAUUAUUUUCAUCUUCUUCUUCAUUUGAGAAAAUGAAACGUCCAG